AUGGCCGCCGCCGUCGCCGCCACGCCGUUCCGCAAGACGGAGACCUACACCGACACUAAGCGCCGCGACGACGUCCGCGGCGCCAACAUCGCCGCCUCCUGCGCCGUUGCCGACGCGGUGCGCACCUCCCUCGGGCCGCGCGGCAUGGACAAGAUGAUCUCCUCCGGGGACAACAACGUCACCAUCACCAACGACGGCGCCACCAUCGUCUCCCUCAUGGCCCUUCUCCAGCCCGCCGCCCGAAUGCUCGCCGACGUGUCCCGCUCCCAGGACGCCGCCGCCGGCGACGGCACCACCAGCGUCGUCGUCCUCGCCGGAUCCUUGCUUCGCCGCGCGCAGUGCCUCAUCGCCGCCGGCGCGCACCCCACGGCCGUCGCCGACUCCCUCCACCGCCUCGCCGCCCGCGCCGUCCAGGUCCUCCAAGGCAUGGCCAUCCCCGUCGAGCUCUCCGACCGGGACUCCCUCGUCAAAUCUGCAUCCACGGCACUCAACUCCAAGGUCGUCUCCCAGUACUCCACCCUCCUCGCCCCCCUCGCUGUCGACGCUGCGCUCUCUGUGGUUGAUCCCGCCCACCCAGAGCUCCUAGAUCUCCGCGGCAUCCGCAUUAUCAAGAAGCUUGGCGGCACCGUCGAUGAUACUGAGCUUGUCCGGGGCCUCAUCUUUGACAAGAAGGCUAGCCAUGCUGCAGGGGGGCCAUCUCGGAUCGAGAACGCCAAGAUCGCUGUCAUACAGUUUCAGGUGUCUCCGCCCAAGACCGACAUUGAGCAGAGCGUCAUCGUGUCAGACUAUGCCCAGAUGGACCGCAUCCUCCGCGAGGAGCGCAACUACAUCCUGGGGAUGGUCAAGAAGAUUAAGGCGUCUGGAUGCAACGUGCUCCUCAUUCAGAAGAGCAUCUUGCGCGAUGCCGUCACCGAUCUGUCUCUACACUAUCUCGCGAAGGCCAAGAUUCUGGUGGUGAAGGAUGUGGAGAGGGAUGAGGUUGAGUUCGUCACCAAGACUCUCAACUGCCUGCCGAUCGCCAACAUCGAGCAUUUCCGUGAGGAUAAAUUUGGGCACGCCGAUCUUGUUGAGGAGGUGUCUGUCGGCGACGGCAAGAUUGUGAAGAUCACCGGUAUCAAGGACAUGGGGAGGACUGCCACCGUGCUUGUCCGUGGGUCCAACCAGCUGGUUAUCGAUGAAGCCGACCGCAGUCUCCAUGAUGCUCUAUGUGUCAUCAGAUGCUUGGUGAACAAGAGGUUCCUCAUCGCUGGUGGCGGUGCGCCUGAGAUAGAGAUGUCAAUGCAGCUGGCUGCUUGGGCAAAGGAGCUCCAUGGGAUGGAGAGUUACUGCAUCAAGGAGUUUGCUGAUGCGCUCGAGGUAAUCCCCUACACCCUGGCAGAGAAUGCGGGGCUCAGUCCGAUCACUGUUGUUACCGAGCUAAGGAACCGUCAUGCCAAGGGUGAGAAGAACACCGGCAUCAAUGUGAGGAAAGGCCAGAUCACAAACAUCCUGGAGGAGAAUGUCGUGCAGCCGUUGCUGGUCAGCACCAGCGCCAUCACGCUGGCGUGUGAGUGUGUUAGAAUGAUCUUGAAGAUUGAUGAUAUUGUGACUGUAAGGUAAGGUCGUAUGGAGGAUUAUCCCUUCUGGAUUGCAUUAUUGUUCUGAACUUCUCUGUGGUGGGGGUGCCCGCUUUGGCCCUGUCUAGUUCUGUCCGGCUUGAGUUUAUUUUUAGGUUUACUACAAGUUA
Messenger RNA from Lolium rigidum, 1726 nucleotides. Its product is annotated as T-complex protein 1 subunit delta-like. NCBI's taxonomy places the organism in Eukaryota, Viridiplantae, Streptophyta, Magnoliopsida, Poales, Poaceae. Gene Ontology annotation, cellular component: chaperonin-containing T-complex. Gene Ontology annotation, molecular function: ATP-dependent protein folding chaperone; ATP hydrolysis activity; ATP binding. Gene Ontology annotation, biological process: protein folding. The transcript has a single exon. The record is from RefSeq and is a predicted model, not a curated record. Bases 1 to 1599 code for a protein of 532 amino acids.